Molecule: messenger RNA, 2367 nt
Organism: Heteronotia binoei (common prickly gecko)
Lineage: Eukaryota; Metazoa; Chordata; Lepidosauria; Squamata; Gekkonidae
Gene: EFCAB14
Product: EF-hand calcium binding domain 14
Exons: 11
Coding region: 301-1824 (507 amino acids)
Molecular function (GO): calcium ion binding
Source: RefSeq, a predicted model, not a curated record
UGCUGCUCGGUUUCCUUAAUAUUUUCAGCCAAUAAGAUCGGCCUGUGCUGACAGGUGGGCGGGCGAGUACAGAGUGGUGAAGCCGGAGCUCAGUUUCCUCAGCUGCCAUGGCUCUGGCGGGUCCAGUGGCCGGUAAGGUGCAAGAACGGGGCAACCCCCGGCGUCUGAGGAAGCCGCGCGGACCGCUUUGAGACUGCAGGGCAAACAGAGGCGCCGAAGCUGGCGAGCCGGGCUCCGGUGUUGGGAGCUUCUCCCGGGUUACGGAGCUCGGCUACCCCGAGUCCUGCCCAGCACAAGAGAAUGAAGAAGCGCAAGGAGCUCAACGCCCUCAUCGGGCUGGGCAGCGGGAGCGGCGAGCGGGGCAGCGGGAGUGGCGGGGGCGGCCGCAAGAAGAAGCACCCGAGGAAAGGUUCUGGCUCGGGCCACCGGCUCCUGCGCACGGAGUCCGCCGAAAGCAGUAGCUGCAGCUCUUCGGACCCGGAUUACGGCGACGGCUUUGGGCUACCAGGCACCCGCUCACGCUUCGCUAAGAGUGACUACCUGCGAUGCUGCAAGUUUUGCUACCCAUUAUGUGCUUUUGUUAUUCUGGCUGCUUGUGUGGUAGCUUGUGUUGGUUUAGUAUGGAUGCAGGUUGCUCUCAAGGAAGAUCUGGAUGCUUUAAAGGAAAGGUUUCGAACCAUGGAGUCUAAUCAAAAAUCAUCAAUCCAAGAAAUCCCUAGAUUGUCUGAAGAUCUGCUCAGUAAACAAAAGCACCUGGAGAAGAUUGAAACUGGAGAUAAGGGGUUAAACAAAAUAUGGGUAAACAUCACUGAAAUAAGCAAACAGAUAUCUUUCUUGGUUUCAGCAGUAAAUCAUCUCAAAGCAAAUAUUAAAUCUGCUUCUGAUUUGAUUAAUCUUCCUAUAACAGUAGAAGAACUUCAGAAAAGUGUUGCUACUAUAGGAAGCACUGUAACCAGUGUUCAUCAUGAUGUUGAGAUUCUGCAGGCAGCAAUUGAAGAACAUAAGAAAAUCAUAGAAACACUGCAAAGUGAUAUGAGUGAAAACACAAAAAGUGUUAGAAGAAAGCAGAUGCCUUCAACUUCCACUUCUCCUGUUCCUCAAAUAAGUGAAAAUAAUCUGACAGACAGUUGUAAACAGGACAACCAGUAUCUGCAUACCUCUCUAGAGGAGGUAAACUCAACUUUAAUAUUGUACCAGAAACAGAAUGAUUUAAAACUUUUCAGUAUGGAUUCCACAGUCAACAAUUUAAGCUGGAGAGUUGCUUCUUUAGAAAAUCAUAUGGAGGGUUUGAGGAAACUGGAGAAAAAAGGAAACCUGACCCUCACUGUGGUGGGUGACUUAACUACCUCUGUGAAUGUAGAAAGUGAACCAAGAAAUAAAACUACUACUGAAAAUGUACAAAAUAUGGAGAAAAUAGAAAAUGGUGAGUCCCAGGUAUCUAAACUGAGAGAGAAGCUGCAGCUGAUCAAUACUCUUACAAGCAAGCCUGAAAGUGACACAUCUGAAGCAACUAAAAAAGGAAAACUCCAGAGUGCCACAUCAAAGCCUACAAAACUUCCAAGACUUUCUUCAAGAUCAGUUGGCAACAAUUUUGAGCAAAUUAGAUACCCAAGAGGAUUGUCCUUACCAGGAAUAUCCAGCAUUGAUGACCUUCAGGAAUUAUUCAGGGUCACCAACAAAGGCACUGAUGGCAAGUUCACAUACAAGGAACUGCAAAAUCUGAUUGGAGUUACACUGCAUGAUUUACAGAGCUUUAAGGAAUUUGAUGCAGAUGGGGAUGAGAACUAUUCAUUUCCAGAACUGAGAGCUGCUUUAGGUGUAUAAUAUCUCUAUUUAUAAAUUCAGUAUUGAAAGACUGACGUAGCUACUUUAAAAAAGCCCUGAUAACUAAAAGCUACACCAGGCACUUUUUCCACAGGUACAUUAAUAUAUGGAGCUAACAGUGUACAUGUUAACACCUCUUAAUUUGUGUUCUUUGAAAAUAUUGAAUGGUUUUUAAAAAGUUUUAUUUGUAAAAUGAGAUGUUGAUUGCUGAUUGUCAGCUUUCAGGCCCUGUUCCAGAGAAAGUUAGUUGUACUCAAAACUGUUGAAUCCAGUGGACCACAUUAAUUGCAAAUGAUUUAUAUCUUCUUGAAAUGCAUGUAACAAGGACAACUAAUUUUGGUUUGGGUCAGGGCCCCAGAAUGACAUCCUGUCAUUGUGUUGAAUGACUGGGAGCCGUGGGGUAAUUGCACCUUAAGCAAUGCUAACUCAGAGGUUUUAUUUCCCUUAUAAGGGAAGUUCUUGUUUUCAAAUAUAGAAUGUGUGUGUAUAUAUUGACAAGCCUGUAUUUUGUAUUUCUAAUAAAUUUGCCUUAAAUUAGCCGCA